AUGGCCGACGACAAGCACAGACUCGAGCCGUCCAUCGGCGACCAAUACUAUGACAUUCCCCUCAAGAUGCUUGUACCCCAGCUAGAUUUCAUCUACCGGUUGAAAUGUGAGAUGGCAAAGGACAAUGAUAUGGUUGGCGCUGCGUUCGGUGGCACAAACAUCCGCAUCGUCAUGCCUAUUCUUGGCGGAACCGUGAAAGGACCACAGAUCUCAGGCAUCAUCCAGGAACGCAGUGGUGCAGACUGGGGUUCAGUUGUCCAAGGGACCGAUUACAUGAGGCUGGACGCUCGUUACACACUGAAGACUGAUGACGGUCACUGUAUUUAUGUCCAAUCUAAGGGCAUAUUCUCGCCCAAGGACAAGAGCUUCCUCGCAAAUGGCGAUCCAGACUCGAUGUCCCAGAAGGACGUCGAAUGGUUUACCUGA
This is a messenger RNA of Recurvomyces mirabilis, 426 nucleotides long. RefSeq lists its product as uncharacterized. The record is from RefSeq and is a predicted model, not a curated record. The transcript has 2 exons. The coding region runs from base 1 to 426 and encodes 141 amino acids. NCBI's taxonomy places the organism in Eukaryota, Fungi, Ascomycota, Dothideomycetes, Mycosphaerellales, Teratosphaeriaceae.